Vanrija pseudolonga is the source of this 1209-nucleotide messenger RNA. RefSeq lists its product as uncharacterized. The record is from RefSeq and is a predicted model, not a curated record. NCBI's taxonomy places the organism in Eukaryota, Fungi, Basidiomycota, Tremellomycetes, Trichosporonales, Trichosporonaceae. The coding region runs from base 1 to 1209 and encodes 402 amino acids. The transcript is spliced from 8 exons.
AUGUCUCUCGACGGCAGGCCCAUCAUGGGCUGGACCAGCCACGGCCUGUACCGCUACCCCAUCCAGAACGAGGCCGAACUGGACCCGGAAUACACCUCCUCCGAGGGUACGCCGAUGGACGAGGACCUCGAGUUCGAGCUCAACUACGCCCACGUUGCCGGCGGCGUGCCGCCCGCGAACACGGAGCGUGACCCCAUGCUGAGCGACCUCGCUCUCGCUGCGAUGCGUUUCGAGAGCGCGCACAACCAGGAGGACUGGGACGCGAUUCCUGAAGUGGUGGUGGUGCUGAACAUCAUCUACCAGGUUCUUGCUCGUCGCAACAGCCUCCGCGACAGCGGCCUCGGGACCACCCGCUACCCCGUGUGGAAGACGGAGCGCCUGCGUAACAUUGACGCCGCCUACGACCGGGCCGUCCUGCAGCUCUCGUACGGGAGGAAGAAGCUGCGCCCGCCGCAGGAGGUCGUCCGCGCGCUCGCCUUCGUUGCCCUCGAGGCUACCACCAUCCCUGCCCACGUGCCGAGUCGUAAGCGCCGCAAGUCCAAGUAUAAGCCCAGCAAGAACAAGCACAGGAACAACGCCGAGAAGCAGGACCCCAGUUAUGUCCCGUCCCCGAACGACUCGGCCUCAGACGGCGAGGGGAGCGAGAGCGACGCCCCAGUCCCCGACGAGGUCGACAUGCUUAACGCAGACAACACCGCAAACGGCCACCUCUCCGGCGACUAUGAGUCCAAGCUCCGCAUCCUUUGCGACCCUUUCACGUCGGACCCCCUCGCGAAGGCCAUUCUCCUCGCGAAGGACUUGGCGGUGAAGGAGGUGGAGGUGGCGCAGCUGGAGGACGACUGGCGACGUAUCAAGGGGACCACCCUGCGCCUGUGUCUCGUUGACGAGGUGCUCCACCUCCGUGACCAGGCUCGCCGUCGGGGCGCGGGAUCCCGCUCUCCCAAGUUUGCCGACUGGAUGGCCGCGCGCAAGGCCGACUUUGACGCGGCGUAUUCCAAGAUGGUGCAGGAACUCCCCCUCAAACAGAAUCGCAUCGCGCUCGACUACGCCCCGGCGCUUCGACUCUGCAUGCUCGCCCUGCAGUGUACCUACAUGAGCUGCUUUGACGCCGACGAGCGGUGGCCCGAUGACCGGCACGUCGUGAUUGAGCUGUCCGAGCUGGGGUCGUACCAGUGGUUCUUUUGGUUUUAUCGGCGCUAUAAAGUAUGA